GCCGUUUGCAGCAGUGCAGCCGCUGUUAGCCAAAUUUUCGUGUACUUUUGGUGCCGAUCGACUGAAAGAUGUUUAAAAACACGUUUCAGUCUGGUUUUCUAUCGAUACUUUACAGUAUCGGAAGCAAACCGCUCCAAAUUUGGGACAAAAAAGUUCGCAAUGGACACAUCAAACGCAUCACCGAUCAGGACAUUCAAUCGUUGGUGCUGGAAAUCAUCGGAACGAACGUUAGCACCACGUACAUAACGUGUCCGGCAGAUCCAAAGAAGACGCUUGGCAUUAAACUGCCCUUCCUGGUGAUGAUUAUCAAAAAUCUUAAGAAAUACUUCACCUUCGAGGUUCAGGUGUUGGACGACAAAAAUGUCCGUCGUCGGUUUCGGGCCAGCAACUACCAGUCGACGACCCGCGUUAAACCCUUCAUCUGUACCAUGCCGAUGCGGUUGGACGAGGGCUGGAAUCAGAUCCAGUUCAAUCUGUCCGACUUCACGCGGCGUGCGUACGGUACCAACUACGUGGAAACGUUGCGCGUACAAAUCCAUGCCAACUGUCGAAUACGGCGCGUAUACUUCUCCGAUCGACUCUACUCCGAGGACGAACUGCCGGCAGAGUUUAAACUGUUCCUGCCGAUUCAAAAACCACAGUCGAAAGCAAUCGCCCAGCAGGCUUGCUAACUUAGUGCAAGGUGAAGUUAGCUUUUAUCAUAAAUUUGGAAUGUUUUCUUAGGGCAUUAUAAAUAUAAAACAGUACCAAAUUUAUAGAUUCCUCGUGAGGCAACGAUGCAAUGUUUUCUGCAUAAAUAACAUGCCUUUGACUAAGAUUUCUCUUGCAACUGUUUGUGUCGUUUAAAUCAGAAUAUAUAACAUUUGAAACAUUUUAAAUUAAAAAAGAUUUCAAUGUGGCCUUACAGAACUUUUGAAUGAAAUUUUUAGAAGGAAACUUUUUCUAUGAUGCAUUGUGUCUGGAGUAAAAACAUUCAUUAAGAAAAAGUGAAAUUUCGCUAGAAAUAAAUCUUCAGUUCAAGUAGGAAUUGAAGAUUGGCAGUUAAUACUAUGUUAAUUCAUGUUUAUUUUACAUUGGUCGUGAGUCGUUUCCAAAGUACGGUGCUAAUUGAACGGCAGAAUACUUCUUACGCUACGGAUUAGUACCAUUAAUUUGUACCAGAAUACUUUUGAAGAACUACUAAUUGGCGUUCGAAAGUAUGUUUGCUUUAAAACGUUAUCCUGGC
Anopheles moucheti is the source of this 1225-nucleotide messenger RNA. It is a transcript of the gene Bug22, whose product is annotated as cilia- and flagella-associated protein 20. Gene Ontology annotation, cellular component: ciliary basal body; motile cilium. Gene Ontology annotation, biological process: cilium assembly; regulation of cilium beat frequency involved in ciliary motility; positive regulation of cell motility. The transcript has 2 exons. The record is from RefSeq and is a predicted model, not a curated record. NCBI's taxonomy places the organism in Eukaryota, Metazoa, Arthropoda, Insecta, Diptera, Culicidae. The coding region runs from base 69 to 671 and encodes 200 amino acids.